GACUAAACAUGAUUAAAAUGCGGUGUAUGGAAGCUGCCAUGCUAAUUUUCGGCUACAUUGCCACUACAUCAGCCGCCGAGAGUGAUGUCCUGGACCUGGGGGACGACAACUUCGCAUCCACACUGAAGCAGCAGGAGACGACAUUGGUUAUGUUCUAUGCUCCCUGGUGCGGCCACUGCAAGCGCCUCAAGCCUGAGUAUGCCAAGGCGGCUGAGCUCGUCAAGGAUGAUGAUCCACCAAUUAAGCUGGCCAAGGUUGACUCCGAGGCUGGCAAGGAGACCUGCAGCAAGUACUCAGUGAGCGGCUAUCCCACACUGAAAAUAUUCCGUCAGGAUGAAGUUUCGCAGGACUACAGCGGACCACGUGAGGCCAUCGGCAUUGCGAAAUACAUGCGCGCUCAAGUUGGACCUGCCUCUAAGAAUGUGCGCUCUGUGGAGGAGCUCGCCAAGUUCCUGGACACCAAGGAGACCUCAAUCUUUGGUAGCUUUGAAGACAUUGACUCCAAGCUGGCGAAGAUCUUCCUCAAGUUUGCCGACAAGAACCGCGAGAAGUAUCGCUUUGGCCACAGCAGCGACGAGGAGGUGUUGAAGAAGAAUGGUGAAACCGAUAAGAUUGUGCUGAUCCGUGCUCCACAUUUGAGCAACAAGUUUGAGGCUUCCACAGUCAAGUUUGAGGGAAGCGCUGAGUCCGACCUGACCCAAGUAAGUGAUCUCUUUUCUAUAUCCUCCCCCAAGCACACUCUUAAUUUACGUUCGUUCAAUCUCUGCAGCCAUGGCUUGGUUGGUCAUCGUACCCAGGACACUUCGCGGGACUUCCAGAACCCCCUGAUCACCGCCUACUACAGCGUCGACUACCAGAAGAAUCCCAAGGGCACCAACUACUGGCGCAACCGUGUCCUCAAGGUGGCCAAGGAAUUUGCCGGCCAAAUUAGCUUUGCCAUCAGCUCCAAGGACGACUUCCAGCACGAAUUGAACGAAUACGGCUACGAUUUUGUUGGUGACAAGCCCAUCGUUUUGGCCCGUGAUGCCAAGAAUCUCAAGUACUCUCUGAAGGACGAGUUCUGCGUGGAGAACCUACAAGAUUUUGUUGAGAAGCUGCUGGCCGACGAACUGGAGCCAUAUGUCAAGAGCGAGCCCGUCCCAGAGUCGAACGAUACUCCGGUCAAGGUGGCUGUAGCUAAGAACUUUGACGAUCUGCUGAUCAACAACGGCAAGGACACGCUCAUUGAGUUCUACGCCCCAUGGUGCGGCCACUGCAAGAAGCUGACUCCCAUCUACGAGGAGCUGGCCGAGAAACUGCAAGACGAGGAUGUGGUCAUUUUCAAAAUGGAUGCCACGGCCAACGAUGUGCCACCAGAGUUCAAUGUGCGUGGAUUCCCCACACUCUACUGGCUCCCCAAGGACUCGAAGAAUAAGCCCGUAAGCUACAACGGGGGUCGCGAGGUCGAUGAUUUCAUCAAAUACAUUGCCAAGGAGGCGACCACAGAACUGAAGAGCUUCGACCGUGACGGAAGGCCCAAGAAGACCGAGCUCUAAGCUUCAGGCUCUAAUCUUAACUCUUACUGCUAACUGCGUCGUUAAUGUGGUGUAGUGGCGGUGUAACUAGCAUUUCCAUAUUUUUGUAAAAGUCGAAUGCAUUCUCUUCAAAGUCUUGAUGGGACAAAAAUUGUAUUAAAUUAUAUAUAGUAGUGAUGAUGAUAACGCAGAUGAACACAAACCCAACCCCAUGAAGAUGUCACAAUAAACUUAAAA
Drosophila miranda is the source of this 1751-nucleotide messenger RNA. RefSeq names its product protein disulfide-isomerase A3-like. The transcript has 3 exons. Gene Ontology annotation, cellular component: endoplasmic reticulum. The record is from RefSeq and is a predicted model, not a curated record. Gene Ontology annotation, biological process: protein folding; response to endoplasmic reticulum stress. Bases 9 to 1535 code for a protein of 508 amino acids. Gene Ontology annotation, molecular function: protein disulfide isomerase activity. Lineage: Eukaryota; Metazoa; Arthropoda; Insecta; Diptera; Drosophilidae.